Molecule: messenger RNA, 348 nt
Organism: Tauraco erythrolophus (red-crested turaco)
Lineage: Eukaryota; Metazoa; Chordata; Aves; Musophagiformes; Musophagidae
Source: RefSeq, a predicted model, not a curated record
AUGGGCCAGUGCAACUGCCGCAAGAAGCGCAAGGUCCAUGAACGAUGCCGUGGCACCGGGAGGGCCGGGACCCCCGGCAGGGACUGCCAGGAGCUCACCGACGUGGAGCGGGCCAUCGAGACUGUCAUCAACCAGUUCCACUGCUACGCAGUGAAGGGGCAGAAGGAGUACCUGACCCCCAACGAGAUGCAGGAGCUGGUGGUGCAGAAGCUGCCCCACCUGGGGAAGUGUGUGGGACCGCUGGAAGAGAAGAUCGAAUGCAUGGGAGACCCUGACGAGGCCAAGCUGGAGUUUGGAGAGUACUGGGACAUGAUGGGGGACGCGGCCAAGGGCUGCCGGAGGAAGUAG